Messenger RNA from Clonostachys byssicola, 1203 nucleotides. The record is from the annotation of a GenBank genome assembly. Lineage: Eukaryota; Fungi; Ascomycota; Sordariomycetes; Hypocreales; Bionectriaceae.
AUGGCUCCCGGAGCAUUGGUCGCCGACCCCCUCCACGACGGACUGCCCACCGUCAAGAGGACAGAAGCCCCGCGCUCCAUCUUCCCCGAUGGAAUCCGCACGUCUGGCCAGCAUCCCCCGCUGUACGACCGCCUCAGGCCGUAUGCAGACUUCCCCAAGGAGAUCUCCGGCCCGACGCUGUGGAAGAGAGAGACGUACGAGAACAACCCCGAGCGCUGGACGCACCCCUUCACCGACGAGGAAGUCCAGGAGCUGAGCGACACUGCCGAUGCCUUCAUCGCGAGCGGCACUCCUCUAGAGGGGAUAUCCAAGGAAAACUUCCCCCUCCCCAAGCUGAGCAAGGUCCUCACCACCCUCCGCGAGGACCUCAUCAACGGCAAGGGCUUCAUCCUCUUCAAGCGCUUCCCGGCCCAGGACUGGUCCCCGCGCAAGAACGCCGUCGCCUACAUGGGCCUGGGCACCUACAUCGGCUACUUCCUCUCGCAGAACGGCCUGGGCCACGUCCUCGGCCACGUCAAGGACGUCGGCGACGACGCCACCCAGAUCGACAAGGUGCGCAUCUACCGCACCACCGCGCGCCAGUUCUUCCACGCCGACGACGGCGACGUCGUGGGCUUGCUGUGCGUCCACCGCGCCGCCGAGGGCGGGGAGAGCGACAUUGUGAGCAUCCAUAAUGUUUGGAACCACCUCCAGCGCGAGAACCCGGACGUCGCGGAGCUGCUCACCCAGCCGGUGUGGUACUUUGACCGCAAGGGCGAGACCUCGGAGGGGCAGAACGAGUGGGUGCGCCAGCCGGUCUUCUACAUCGAGGACGGAGGACAGGAGCGCGUGUACUGCAAGUGGGAUCCGUACUACGUGCGCUCGCUCACCCGGUUCUCGGACAAGGGGCUCGUGCCGCCGCUGAGCGACGCGCAGAAGAGGGCGAUGGAGGUGCUGGAGGAUACGUGCCAGCGGCUGGCCCUGCACAUGAUCCUCGAGGUGGGCGACAUCCAGUUCGUGAGCAACACGCAUCUGCUCCACGCUAGGACGGCCUACAAGGAUUACCCUCCGCCAUCUCCUCGGCGACACCUGCUCAGGCUCUGGCUCUCUACGCCCCAAGGCGAGGGCGGCUGGGCACUGCCCUUCCAUGACAGCUUCGAGAAGAAGCGGGGUGGUGUCCAGGUGGACAACACUGCGCCUAGAGCACCUCUGGAUGCGGAGUAA